Molecule: messenger RNA, 9873 nt
Organism: Musa acuminata AAA Group (dessert banana)
Lineage: Eukaryota; Viridiplantae; Streptophyta; Magnoliopsida; Zingiberales; Musaceae
Exons: 3
Coding region: 708-3539 (943 amino acids)
Source: RefSeq, a predicted model, not a curated record
GAGUGAUGAUAGGGGAAUCACCACAAAAGUCAACAGGGAUGUGGACCAUGACGCCAGCCAUCCCAUGAUGGGACAGCAGAAAAGACCCCCCUCAGGGAGUAAUGGCGAACGCGACACGCCACAACGCCCUCCGCGCGCAGGCCGCACCCAGUCCGAGUGAGCGGGCAUUAAUGUCGACUCGACGCCUCCAACGUCACCCCCUCAGCCAGCGACUCCCUCAUCCACACCCAGCGCGUUCACCCAAACGCAGAGGGCGACGAUCGAUGCCCCCCAUGCCCUGCGACCGGAUGAUCCACACGCCACCCUAAUGGCAACAUCAAAUCUAGUCAGAGGCACGACCCCGCUCUGACAAGCAGGAACAUCAGGUAACAUCAGACCAAAACUAUAAAAGAGUCCAGGGCCCAAAAGGAUGGGAGGAGGAAAAAACCCCCUUCUCGCCCACUAACAAGACCGUCGGAGGGGUCGGGCCCAGAGGACGGCCCGACCUUUGUGCAGGUACACGGCGACCACGUUACCAAGGGACUGCAACUGGCUACCUCGGAGGAUCACCCGCGGAUCGGCCGGCUGUGAUCACUCACCCCGAAGACACCAGGAGGCUCUACCCGCGAUCUUCGGCAUCCGGACCCCUGAACUAAGCCGUAACGUCCCGAGGUCACGGCUUAAACAGGUGCAGACCGCAUCAGAUUGGCGCUAGAAGGAGGGCCCGAAUGCCGAACGAUCCUCACGCCGACCCCCUCGAACCCGUCGCCCACGGAGAGGGAGAAAUGCCGACAUCAACGCCAGAUCGUUACUGGCGCCUGUUCAACGACUUAGGGAUCCCACCCCCAUUAUCCACGGUCGACCCCCCAACCGUACUGCCCGAGGCGUUCCUCGCCCUAGUUAAGCAAGUGCAGGGAAUGACAGAGAUAAUGCAGACCGUUGUCCCACUUAUCCCCGAAAUCAGGCGACUAACGGACGCCUCCGCCGACCCAGCUCAUCUGAGGCGGGGCACGGGACUGGAUGCAACCGGUGAGACCCGGGACAGGGCCAUCCACCACGAAGGUUCGCCCACACGCGUCUCUCCUGCACCCUCCCGAGCCGCACGGCGUCGCCCCGAGCCUGACACCAUAUCGUCCGACUCGGCGGACAGCUUCCUUAAGGUACAAUUCUCCCAGGUCAAUCGCCGCCUGGACGAGUUCCGACGCGAGCUCCAAAGGACGCGGGAUGAAUCAAGCGAGGGCACCUCGGGGGGAUCCCCUUUCGUUCAGGAAAUACAAGAAAAACCCGUCCCCCUCAACUUUAGGGUGCCAGCCCUCGAAACGUACGACGGCGGCUCCGACCCAGCAGAGCAUGUCGUCGCGUUCAGAACUCAGAUGGCCCUUUACGGCACGUCCGACGCGCUAAUGUGCCGUACGUUUCCGACCACCUUCAGAGGACCAGCACGCGCAUGGUUCAGCCGGCUGCGACAAUCCUCGAUCGUAUCUUUUGACCAGUUCGCCAAAGAGUUCGAACAAAACUUCCUUACCAACGCGCGGCCUCGUCCUUCCAUAGCCGCUCUGCUGGCACUGUCGCAGCAUGAAGAAGAAACGCUCGCGCAGUUCGUGACACGCUUUGCCGCGGAGAUCCGCGGCUAUUCGAACACUCACCCCUCUUUGAUCAUGCAGGCGUUUCUAACGGGGCUGAAACCUUCGAGGUUCUUCUGGUCACUAAUCGAGAAGCCGCCCGCCACUGUCCCGGAGAUGCUCCACCGAGCCAGCCAAUACGUCGCCGGCGAAGCAUUAGCGGCUGGAAGACGCCCGGUCGGGAAGAAAUCCCGAACCGAACAACCCCGAACCACCACCUUGUCGGCCGACCCGCGACCCCAUCGGAGGCUCGACCACCCCGAGCAGCGCCUCCUGAGGCCUCCGCCCCUCCCACUCAACACGCCUCGUACCGAGAUCUUCCUCCAGAUCAGGGAGAAAGGUCUUCUGCGGCCCCCUAAUCCCAUGAGAGCUACUUACAAAAAUCGGUCGAAAUACUGCAGGUUCCACCGAGACCAUGGCCAUGACACCGAGGACUGUCACGACCUCCAGAACCAAAUCGAGGAGCUGAUCAGAAGAGGGUACCUCGGCCGCUAUCUCAAGGAACCCCGAGAAGCAACCCCGCGUCCCCGGAUGCCCGUGGAAAGGCAGGUCGAUGUCAUCAUCGGUGGACCAGCGGCAGGCGGCAGCAGCUCAAGCGCAAGGAAAUCCUACGCCCGGAGCUCGGUCGAGAAGCGCCCCCGACCCGAACUAGAACCCGAAAUCUCUUUUGGGGCCGAGGAGGGGGAAGGGUCCCAUCAUGACGACGCUCUGGUAAUUUCUAUCCAGAUCGCCAACGCUCGGGUGAAGCGGGUGAUGGUCGACACUGGAAGCUCCGCCGACAUCUUGUACCUCGACGCCUUCAAAAGGCUCGGCCUACUCACUGAAGACCUCAUCCCCAUGAGCUCGGCGCUCACGGGAUUCACCGGAGACUCAAUCUCCCCGCUCGGCACCACCACACUCCCUGUCUCCAUUGGGGAGGAGCCAAGAACCAAGACAAUAAUGACUACGUUCAUGGUGGCCAACCUGCCCUCAGCCUACAACGUCAUCCUCGGGCGCCCGACGCUCAACAAGCUAAAAGCAGUAGUCUCAACCUACCACCGAGCCGUCAAGUUUCCCACCUCGGCAGGAGUUGGAGAAUCGCGAAGCGACCCAGGCGAGUCAAGAAGGUGCUACCUCACCGCGGUCUCACUCCCGAAAAGGGCGUGCCCCCAUAUCCCAGACCCACGAGAAGAGGCCCCCAUGUCAACACACCUUGAACCGCCUGAACGGCUUACCGAGGUACCGAUAAAGGGAGAUCGGCCCGGUCAGACCGUGAAAAUCAGCACAGCUCAGCCCGAAGAAAACCAGCUCCAGCUCAUCGAGUUCCUAAAAGCAAACGCCGAUGUAUUCGCGUGGUCGCCCAAGGAAAUGCCAGGGAUCGAUCGGACGGUAGCCGAACACCAGCUUAACAUCAAUCCCGAAGCCAGGCCAGUAAAGCAAAGACCACGCAGGUUCGCCCUCGACCGGCAGAAGGCGAUCAGCGAAGAGGUCGACCGGUUGACAGAGGCCGGAUUCAUUUCCGAAGUAAAGUACCCCCAGUGGCUGUCAAAUGUAGUCCUCGUUAAAAAACCUAAUGGAAGCUGGCGGAUGUGCGUUGACUACACCAAUCUCAACCGGGCGUGCCCCAAGGACUACUACCCACUCCCGAGAAUAGAUCAGCUAGUCGACGCCACCUCGGGCUACGAACUCCUUACCUUCUUGGACGCAUACUCGGGCUACAACCAAAUCCGCAUGGCGCCAGCGGACCAAGAGAAUACCGCCUUCAUCACCGACAGAGGAAUAUAUUGCUACAAGGUGAUGCCGUUCGGCUUAAAGAACGCUGGGGCAACCUACCAGAGGACCGUCGACAAGCUGUUCAGACGCCAGAUUGGCAGGAACAUGGAAAUAUAUGUGGACGACAUGAUCGUGAAAAGCAAAACUGCGGAGGCGCACCUGGCCGACUUGUCGGAAACUUUUUAGACCCUCAGGCGAUUCCAUAUGCGUUUGAACCCCGCAAAGUGCGUCUUCGGGGUUAGCUCGGGAAAAUUCCUCGGCUUCAUCAUCCACCAGAGGGGAAUAGACGCCAACCCGGAAAAGGUACGGGCCAUAACCCAGAUGCACUCACCCCGCUCCGUCAAAGAAGUACAGUCUCUCACGGGGAAACUGGCGGCGCUCAGUAGAUUCAUACCAAGGUCGGGCGACCGAUGCCUGCCUUUCUUCCAGGCUCUGCAACAAGUCAACAACUUCACCUAGACACCCGAGUGUGAGGAAGCUUUUGAAGACCUGAAGGCGCACCUUACCCGCCUACCCCGACUCGCUUCCCCUAAGCCAGGAGAAACCCUAGGCCUUUACUUGGCGGCGUCGGCACGGGCAGUUAGCUCGGUGCUGGUCCGAGAAGCACCGCCAAACCAGCAGCCCAUCUAUUACGUAAGCCACGUCCUUGCCGGGGCCGAGGCGCGGUACCCCCCCAUCGAAAGGCUGGCUCUGGCGUUGGUGACGACAGCGCGAAAGCUACGCCCAUACUUCCAGUCCCACAUAAUCAAAGUCAUCACCGACCAACCGCUGCAGAAAAUCCUAUCCAAGUUCGACGUGUCAGGACGAAUGUUACGGUGGUCGGUCGAGCUCAACGAGUUCGACAUCCAAUACUUGCCUCGGAACGCCAUAAAAGCCCAGGUAUUGGCCGAUUUCAUCUCUGAACUAACGCUCGAGGAUUGUACAGAGGGACGGAAGGACCCCGGGUGGACCCUGCAUGUCGACAGCUGUAAUAUCCCUCGUUUUUAAAAAUUAUUAAUAAAGAUUUAUAUGUAAAUUGGAGGACCUAUAUGUAAAUAUAGAAAUUACAAGGACUAAACUGCUAAGUUGCAAAAAAAAAAAAAAAAAGGGAAAACCGAAAAUUCGGUAUUAUCCCACCGCCUCCCACGCACUCUGUUUCUUCCAGAAACAGAGAGAGCGGUGGGGCAUGAGGAUUGAAGAAAAGAAGAAGAAGAGGGAAAAGAAGAGAGGAGGAAGAAGAGAGGAAGAAGAGGGAGAAGAGAAGAGGAAGAAGAAGAAGAGGAGGUGGCUGCAGCGAGGGCUGCAGCGAGGAGCUGUGGGGCGUGGGGAGAAGAAGAGAGGAAGAAGAGGGAGAAGAGAAGAAGAAGAAGAAGAAGAAGAAGAAGAAGAAGAGAGGAGGAUAGCUGCGGCAAGGCUGCAGCGAGGAGGUGUGUGGCUUUGGGGAGGAAAAGGGAAGAGGGGAAGAGGAGAAGAAGAAGAAGAGGAAGAGAAAGAGGUGUGAUACCUCUGUUUCCUGCAGAGGAAACAGAGGAGAGGGUGUGUGUGACGCCGGGGAAGAAGGGGCUGCAGCUGCGGCGAUGGCAGCUGCAGCUGGAAGAGAAGAAGAAGAGGAAGAUGAGCAGGGGAGGAGGGAGAGGUUGCGGCCGUGGCUGCGGCCGCGACUGCAGCAGUUGCAGCGGGGAGAGAAGAAGAAGAAAGGAAGGAGAAGGAAGAGGAGAAGGGGCUGCGGCUGCGGCGAUGGCAGCUGCAGCUGUGGCAGGGAAAGAGAAAAAGGAAAGGAAGAAGAAGAGAAAGGGAAGGAGAGGAAGAAGAGAGGAAGAGGAGAAGGGGCUGCGGCUGCGGCGAUGGCAACUGCAGCUGUGGCAGGGAAAGAGAAAAAGGAAAGGAAGAAGAAGAGAAAGGGAAGGAGAGGAAGAAGAGAGGAAGAGGAGAAGGGGCUGCGGCUGCGGUGAUGGCAGCUGCAGCUGUGGCUGGGAAAGAAGAGAAGGAAAGGAAGAAGAAGAGAAAGGGAAGGAGAGGAAGAAGAGAGGAAGAGGAGAAGGGGUGGCAGCUGCGGCAGUGGCAGCUGCAGUUGGAAGAGAAGUAGGAGAGGAAAUAGAGUAGCAGAGGAAGAAGAGGCUGCGGUUGUGGUGGCUGCGGCCAUGGCUGCGACUGCGACUGCGACUGCGGCAGUUGCAGCCGGGAAAGAAAGGAAAGGAAAGGGGAAAAAAAGGGGACUGCGGACGGGAUUGCGGCCGCAGCGGCAGCGACUGCGUAUGCAGCAGUUAUGUCUGUGAGAGAAGGGAGGAAGGAAGGUAGUGCGGUGUAAGGGGCUGCGAUUGUAGCAGCGGCAACGGCGGCGGCUGUGGCAGCUGCGUUUGGGAAAGAAAAAGAAGGAAUGAGAGUAAGAGAGAGCAGGUGACUGUGCCUCGAUGUUCGACACGUGAUGUAGUUGCGAAGAAAGGAAGAAAACGGGAGCACAAAACGAAACAGAGAGAGGACACGGAGAAAAAGUAGAAGGAUUUGAGCUGGCACCUUCUUUGGAUCUUCGGAUCGAAAUCAUUGAAAGGUCAGCUUGUCACUCUUCGAGAUGUUUGAUUUGGGCUGAGGCAGUGGAUAGCUAUUCAGAAUAAUGGGCAAGUCUGGUUGGUUAUUACGAUAUUGUUGUAUAAGUAUGUCUUGUAUGUAAUGAAAUGUUGUCGAUGAACCGAAAUGGAUAUACUGUGUCAAAGUGUUAGGAGAUCUCUCUUAUUUGGAAUUUCAGAAUGUUAAGUCUAAUUUAUGGUGAUAUGAACUUGUGGUGAAUAGUUGGAGUUCUGAUUGUAUAAUUUAUUUAGCUUGUGGAUUUAUAAAUGUUGUUCAUGUUUGUCAAGUUGGCUUGGGUUGCCAUAAAUGUGAAUUAUCGAGUGAUGUGAUAUAUGAUUAUAAACUGCACAGGUUUUAUGGAUGUGAAUAUGAAUAGAAUGUUUUCAGUGUCCUCAAACGUUAGUUUGGAUCCUGGAUUGGUCUGUGACGAAAGUUUUAAAAAUCAUGGAUAUUUUGAGGGGCGUGACAGAGGUGGUAUCAUAGCAUUGUUUGAGGAUUACUGAAAUAUUUGAUAUGUUGACGUGCAAAAUAUAUUGAGGUCUAAUGAAACUAUAGUGAUUGGUGGAAAUUUUCUUUGAUGUAUUUUAGGAAUUUAGGAUGACGAUGACAUUUAGUCCUCCUACUUCAUCUGAUUUUGAUUAAUUAAGUGGGAUGAAAGGGGUAAUCGGGGAUAUUGAAUCAGAGUGGCGCAGCGGAAGCGUGGUGGACCUAAUUUCAUUGGUGGUAGAAAAAUGAAUGAUGCAAACAGAGAAGAUAUUUGAUGUACAAAAUUGUUUUGAUGAUCAAAAGAUUUCUUUUGUCACCUUAUAUUGGAAGUAGAGGCUGAUUAUUAUUGGCAACAAUGAAAAGAAUUUUUGGAGAUCAGUGACAAGAAUGAUAAGGACAAGUUUACCAAUAAGAAUAUGAUUGGAAAUGAAUCAGAAAGUAAUGACAAGAGGGUCAAGACAUUUGGAUUUGAAAAGGAAAGUCACCACCAAAGACUUAAUCAUGUGUGAAGUACAAGUUAAAUUAUGAAACAAGUUUGUGUUUUCGGGUGAUUGGAGUCUAUUUUGCUUGUAGAAAGUUGGAUCAUAAAAUAAAAGUUUGCCCUUUGAACAAGAAGAAAGAGUCACUGCCACCUAAAUCAUCAGCCCAUGUAAGAGUGUAUGCUAUCACUAAAUAUGAUUCUGAAACUUCUGAAUUAGUGGUCAAAGGUAUUAUGCAUGUUUAUGAAAGAAUGCAAAUAUUUGUUUAACCAUGGGUCCCAUCUAUGAUUUGAUUCGGAAUAUUCUGCCUAUCACUUGGGUAUUCAACCUAGACCACUACAUUAUGUGCUAUAUGUAAAUACGAUCAUUAGAGAUUCUUUGAUAACGAACUUGAAUCUGGUCCUCUUGUCUGAUUUUUGUUGGAGAACUUGAACUUUUGCUGAUUUAGUUCUCCUAGAGAUUUGGAGUUAUGAUAUUAUACUUGGUAUGGAUUGGCCAUCUUCUUAUCAUACCAGUAUGGAUUGAUAUAUAACAAAUGAUCACUUUUUGUAUAUUUGAUCAGUCGAUCUUUUACUUUGAGAGUAUGGGACAUGAUUUAUCUCCUUGCCUAAUGUAUCCAGGAUGACUUGCUUGGAUUACCUCCAAAUGUGACUUUGCUUUUGAUUUGGUCCUUGGGAUAAUCCCAAUAUCUAAGCCUCUCUACAGAAAGAUAUCAUUUGAGUAAGUGGAAUUGGAAAAGCAACUACAAGGAUUGUUAAAUGAGGAUUUUAUUUGGCUUAAUAUUUCAUCAUGGGGUGCUCCGGUGUUAGUUAAAAGAAAUGUAUGGAACAUUGAGGCUUUGUAAUGAUUAUAGACAGUUGAAUUAGGUGACCAUCAAAAACGAGUAUUUUCUGAAGUAACGACUUGCUCGAUUAAUUACAGGGUACGCAAGUAUUUUUAGAAAUUGAUUGAAGGUCGGGUUACCGUCUAUUGAGGAUCAAGGAGGAGAAUAUUUCGGUCACUCGUGGAUAAUUAUGUAAUUGUAUUGUAUUGAUGAAACUAUUUAAGAGUAGGAGGAGGAAAUAAAGAUAUCAUAAUCCUCAUCUUUUCAUCGAUUGAGCUAUGAUCAAUUUAGAGGACUAAAUUUUCUUUUAAGGGGGGGAGAGUGUAAUAUCCCUCGUUUUUAAAAAUUAUUAAUAAAGAUUUAUAUGUAAAUUGGAGGACCUAUAUGUAAAUAUAGAAAUUACAAGGACUAAACUGCUAAGUUGCAAAAAAAAAAAAAAAAAGGGAAAACCGAAAAUUCGGUAUUAUCCCACCGCCUCCCACGCACUCUGUUUCUUCCAGAAACAGAGAGAGCGGUGGGGCAUGAGGAUUGAAGAAAAGAAGAAGAAGAGGGAAAAGAAGAGAGGAGGAAGAAGAGAGGAAGAAGAGGGAGAAGAGAAGAGGAAGAAGAAGAAGAGGAGGUGGCUGCAGCGAGGGCUGCAGCGAGGAGCUGUGGGGCGUGGGGAGAAGAAGAGAGGAAGAAGAGGGAGAAGAGAAGAAGAAGAAGAAGAAGAAGAAGAAGAAGAAGAAGAAGAGAGGAGGAUAGCUGCGGCAAGGCUGCAGCGAGGAGGUGUGUGGCUUUGGGGAGGAAAAGGGAAGAGGGGAAGAGGAGAAGAAGAAGAAGAGGAAGAGAAAGAGGUGUGAUACCUCUGUUUCCUGCAGAGGAAACAGAGGAGAGGGUGUGUGUGACGCCGGGGAAGAAGGGGCUGCAGCUGCGGCGAUGGCAGCUGCAGCUGGAAGAGAAGAAGAAGAGGAAGAUGAGCAGGGGAGGAGGGAGAGGUUGCGGCCGUGGCUGCGGCCGCGACUGCAGCAGUUGCAGCGGGGAGAGAAGAAGAAGAAAGGAAGGAGAAGGAAGAGGAGAAGGGGCUGCGGCUGCGGCGAUGGCAGCUGCAGCUGUGGCAGGGAAAGAGAAAAAGGAAAGGAAGAAGAAGAGAAAGGGAAGGAGAGGAAGAAGAGAGGAAGAGGAGAAGGGGCUGCGGCUGCGGCGAUGGCAACUGCAGCUGUGGCAGGGAAAGAGAAAAAGGAAAGGAAGAAGAAGAGAAAGGGAAGGAGAGGAAGAAGAGAGGAAGAGGAGAAGGGGCUGCGGCUGCGGUGAUGGCAGCUGCAGCUGUGGCUGGGAAAGAAGAGAAGGAAAGGAAGAAGAAGAGAAAGGGAAGGAGAGGAAGAAGAGAGGAAGAGGAGAAGGGGUGGCAGCUGCGGCAGUGGCAGCUGCAGUUGGAAGAGAAGUAGGAGAGGAAAUAGAGUAGCAGAGGAAGAAGAGGCUGCGGUUGUGGUGGCUGCGGCCAUGGCUGCGACUGCGACUGCGGCGGUUGCAGCCGGGAAAGAAAGGAAAGGAAAGGGGGGAAAAAAAGGGGACUGCGGACGGGAUUGCGGCCGCAGCGGCAGCGACUGUGUAUGCAGCAGUUAUGUCUGUGAGAGAAGGGAGGAAGGAAGGUAGUGCGGUGUAAGGGGCUGCGAUUGUAGCAGCGGCAACGGCGGCGGCUGUGGCAGCUGCGUUUGGGAAAGAAAAAGAAGGAAUGAGAGUAAGAGAGAGCAGGUGACUGUGCCUCGAUGUUCGACACGUGAUGUAGUUGCGAAGAAAGGAAGAAAACGGGAGCACAAAACGAAACAGAGAGAGGACACGGAGAAAAAGUAGAAAGAUUUGAGCUGGCACCUUCUUUGGAUCUUCGGAUCGAAAUCAUUGAAAGGUAAGCUUGUCACUCUUCGAGAUGUUUGAUUUGGGCUGAGGCAGUGGAUAGCUAUUCAGAAUAAUGGGCAAGUCUGGUUGGUUAUUACGAUAUUGUUGUAUAAGUAUGUCUUGUAUGUAAUGAAAUGUUGUCGAUGAACCGAAAUGGAUAUACUGUGUCAAAGUGUUAGGAGAUCUCUCUUAUUUGGAAUUUCAUAAUGUUAAGUCUAAUUUAUGGUGAUAUGAACUUGUGGUGAAUAGUUGGAGUUCUGAUUGUAUAAUUUAUUUAGCUUGUGGAUUUAUAAAUGUUGUUCAUGUUUGUCAA